AUGUUCAGACCAAUUGCCCGUAUAUGCUCAAAGAGACUUUUGUCUGCCACACCAAAAAGACUGAACUUAAUUGGAGAUUUAUACGUUCAAAAUAUUAGACAAUUCAAACCAAAAGCUUUAACACAAGAAGAAAUCGAUUCAGCUGUAAAAAGAUUCCAAUUACCAGGGAAACCAACCAUUCCUCAAAUUCAUGAAUUAUCAAGUGAAAAUGUUAAAGAAUAUGAAACUAGUGAUGUAAAUACUGCUGCUUACGAUAAUGAGAAAGUUGAUACAACUGAAAAUACCAAACCAGAUAAUGAUGACUGGUUUGUGCUCGAUGAUGUCGAAGAAACUGCUCAUUAA
Molecule: messenger RNA, 342 nt
Organism: Lodderomyces pseudojiufengensis
Lineage: Eukaryota; Fungi; Ascomycota; Pichiomycetes; Serinales; Debaryomycetaceae
Gene: ATP14
Product: F1F0 ATP synthase subunit h
Exons: 2
Coding region: 1-342 (113 amino acids)
Biological process (GO): proton motive force-driven ATP synthesis
Source: RefSeq, a predicted model, not a curated record